AUGCUUCCUAUCGUGACUGCUGUGUGUGGUGUGCAGUCGAGCUAUGCCGAGAUGGAGGGCUACGCUCAGGAUUCGUCGGACAAGAUUUUGGCUAUCGUCGACCAAACCCGCAAGCUGCUAGCGAAGAUGGAAAUGGACUUGUCACGUGAAGACAUGGAUGAGCUCAUGGAAGAGAGCAAACACAUCCUACAGGGAAGGGAGGACUUGAUCAAUCCAAAUGGCGACGAAAUCAAGCCGGACACGCUUCGGAAUGCUCUGCGGGACGCUCGUGUGGAAGUGUCAAGCACGGGUGACUGCCGACCCAUGUAACUGAAAGUCGGCGGCGGCGUGAUCGCUAACGGUUGGCGGUGGAUCCCCAUGUGACGGAAAGCCGUCCUCACGAUUGGUACCGGUCGGCAUGGUGGUUGUUCUCGUAAACCUAAUGCAACGGACAGCCGUCGGACACGAUUGCUGCCGGUUGGAGUGGUCGGUCGUCUGGUGGACCUCAUGCACCAGAGAGGCGUCAGCACGAUUGCUUCCUGUUCACAUGGCUAUGCUUGAUGUGGAUUGUGGGCCUCAUGUAAUGGCAAUCCAUCGUCACAUUUACUACCGGUUGGCAUGGCAGUUACUCUUCUUGUGGAUUCCACGGCCGCUGUGGCUACGACCUCGUAAACCCUACCGAGAUUCUUGUCGGCAUUUUUCUCCUGCCUCGCCCACACCCUUUUUUGUCUUUUUGCGAACUUUGUAUUUUUAUUUUUUUUCUUCGCGAAUGGUUGACGUCUCCCACGUGGUUAUCGUUGUGGUUCUUGCUGUUGCUGUCGUUUUCGUCCUAAACGUGGAUUUUUUUUUUCUGACGAUGCGUCGGCACAAGCGUUGUCGAUUGACAGAUUGUAAGUUUGUCGCUGUCAUCACUGCGGUUAUCGUUGUCGACGUUGUUGCUGUUCUUCGGCACGAGCGUUUUUGCGGUUCGCAGGCUGUCGGUGUGGUUGCUGUCGCUACUGCUGCUACUGCGGUUGCCGUUGGCAGUGUCGCAUUUCCCGAGCGAUCGUGCUGACCUCUUCUCAGCACCCAAUCUUGCGCGCGAAUCAGUUUCAACCCGAAAAGACGUGAAAAACUGCUGCAGAUGUGAUGAUCGAUCGCCCUAUGGGUUGGAUAUCGGUUUAGGUUGGCUUGACACGUUGGCGGUCAGCACAUGGAUGUCGUUUUGUAGGCUCCUGCGUAUUUUGUAUAUAUUUUUUCUGAACUGUUUUGCUGCUGGUUUUGUGCAGUGUCGGCUAUCACGUCAGACAGCGUCGAGUAGUUGUUUCUUUAGUCCUUUUUAUAGUUGUUUGGUGUUGUCUGUAGUUUUAUCGUCAGCUUCCCCACUGGAACUUGAUGAGUGACUGGGUGUUGUUUACUACAGGAGUGAAGGAGAUAAAUUCAGCAGAUAUAGUUGUCAAGUCGCAAGAAGGAUGGUGAUGAUGGCGGUGACGGUGCCGGUAUAUUUUUGAAUGUUUCUUUAUUGUCAUCCCUUUUCUUCUGGAUGUCGGUCCUUGACUGUGGCAGCAGUUGGAUGGCCACGACUAUCGGGGUGCUAUAGAACAUGUUUUUGUAACAAAGCGGGGCACGCUGGGGUAGUGGGGAGGAUGUGUCGUGAUCUUGGUGCCGAUGGCGAUGAUGGGGAGAAAGGAGUCGCCCUCUGGGCAUGGUUUGAAGACGUGUACCGCCGGAAACUGUUCUGAUCUGCGUGAUCUCGGGGCAAAGACGCGCAAGUUUUGCACCGCUACGCGCCGAUACCCCAGGUGUCUGGCAAGAGUACCGUCGGUUGCUUCAGAUAUCACACCCCCUGGGCCGAUUUUCAAAGCUUGGUUACGCGGCUCGGAAAGCAGUGGCUGUGCCGAUAAUGGCGAAGUUGGAACCGUCCCGUCGAGAGCUUUCCGAACACGCAUCGUUGGCCUUCGGCAUCCUCUUGGUCGUGGAGCAAUCGAGCUUUGAUAAUCGGUCCAAGGGGGUGUGGUAUAUUGUGCAACCUACGGUAGAUGGGAUAGGAAAACAAGAAAAAUCGGUGAUGGGAUGACAUGAGAAGGGAUAUCACUGCAGGAUGGGAAACGCAGCGUCGCCGUGCUGCCUGUGAAGCGCAUCGCCUGCCCGAUGAUGGGUGUCUUGAUUGACACGAGCCCUUACUUGCAUGUUGAACGUCGAUCUUGAGGGGACGAUCGGUGCUUCAUGGGCGUUGGUGACGCUGUCGCUACUUCACGUGUGUGUUAGCAGGGUGAUGAUGGUGUUGGAAUGGCUGAACGAAAAUAGUAGAUAGUGUCGAUGUUAUCUCUGAAAGACCGGCCUCGGGAAACAAGCAAACGUGACAUGAUGGCGCUUGAUGAUUACCGUGAUGGUGGGGAGAAAGGAAUGGCUCUGUGGAUGAUUGAAGACGAGCACCGCAGAGAGGGCUUGUCUUUGCUAACCCAUGGGCCG
Molecule: messenger RNA, 2430 nt
Organism: Ectocarpus sp. CCAP 1310/34
Lineage: Eukaryota; Phaeophyceae; Ectocarpales; Ectocarpaceae
Source: the annotation of a GenBank genome assembly